Molecule: messenger RNA, 4756 nt
Organism: Rubroshorea leprosula
Lineage: Eukaryota; Viridiplantae; Streptophyta; Magnoliopsida; Malvales; Dipterocarpaceae
Source: the annotation of a GenBank genome assembly
UUCAUCUGGUUUUUUCCAUCGCCAGCUCAGUUGCUUCGCCUCCUCUAACUGUCAAAUUCCGGCGCCACCGCACACCGUUGCGUUAAAUUUACUCUACAUUUUGAUCAUCACUGAAAACCCUAGAUCUUUAAUUUUCCCAAGAACUGGAAUCUGCAGGUGUGUUUCGGGACUCGGUUAGGGUUUAAGCUCUCGAAUCUGACAGAAUUUCAGAGGCAAAUUCGUAGGAAAGAAUGGGUUUUGACAACGAAUGCAUCUUGAACAUCCAAUCUCUAGCUGGAGAGUAUUUCUGUCCUGUUUGUCGUCUCCUUGUGUACCCGAAUGAAGCAUUACAAUCUCAGUGCACUCACCUGUACUGCAAGCCUUGUUUAACUUACAUUGCCGGCACCACCAGGGCUUGCCCUUACGAUGGUUACUUAGUAACAGAAGCAGAUUCCAAGCCACUACUGGAGUCAAACAAAGCACUUGCUGAAACUAUCGGUAAAGUUACAGUUCAUUGCUUAUACCAUAAGAGUGGGUGCACAUGGCAAGGCUCUUUUUCUGAAUGCACAGCCCAUUGUUCUGGGUGUGCCUUUGGCAACUCUCCUGUAGUAUGCAACAGAUGUGGCCUUCAAAUUGUUCAUCGCCAAGUUCUGGAACAUGCUCAGAAUUGUCCUAGUGUGCAGCCUCAAGCACAGCAGGUUGAGGGUACCCAGAAUGCUGCUGCUUCUGGCACUUCAGGUACUGGUGAUCAGACCCUGGCUGCCUCUCAGGCUGGAACAACUACUUCUCUGGCCCAGACUCCUCAAACUAGUACAGCUACUACAGCUGGACAGGAUCUCAGUCAGCAAACGAACUCGAAUUCCCAGGCCCAAGCUGUAACUCAGGCUGUUGUGGUUACUUCAGAACAGUGGUAUCAACAACAGCAACAACAAUAUCAGCAAUAUUAUCAGCAGUAUCCUGGUUAUGAUCCCUAUUAUCAGCAAUAUUACCCGUAUCAACAGCAGGCUAUUCCACAAUACCAGCAGCAGUUGCAGGUUCCUGCACAACAAAUGGCUGGCCAGCAUCAGGCGUACAUACAUUCACAGCCCCAAGCUCAACCACAAGUGCAGCUGCAACCACAGGUUCAGCCUCAAGUCCAAUCCCAGCCACAACUACAGGCUGUACAGCCUCAAACUCUUCCAUCUGUUCAGGCUCCUGUUCUGGCUCAACCCCAGCAGGCUCAAGUCAUCCAACAGCCACAACCUCAACCAGUGGUGCCGUCACAUUCUCAAAUGCCAUCGCAGACGCAACCACCAUCCCAGAGCCAUUCUCAUCUUCAGGUUCAACCAUAUCCUGCUCCCCAGCCUCAACCUCAUUUGCAAGUUCAGCCACAGACACUGACUCAGCCUCAGUCCCAGCCACAUUCUCAAGUGCAUCCUACUCCUAACCAGCCAUUGAAUCCCAAUUUCCAGCCUCAGAUGCAGCAUCCUUCAGCUAAUGCUGUGACAGGCCAUCAGUCAUAUCCACAACCCCAGUCUCACCAGCAAAUGCCAGUAGUAGCAUCUCAGCCCCCAAUGCAUAUGCCCCCCCAAGUUGGCCUUCAUCCACAAUUACAACAUCCAGUUCACAUGCAGACUCCAUACUCUCAACAACCUGCUCAGAUACGUCCACCUCAGCCCCAUGCUGCAAUUUCAAACCAGCAUCCACCAUCUUUCUUGCUGUCACCAGGCCCUCCUCCACAGCAGCAAGUUAAUCCCAAUGCUCGUCAUCCUGGUCUUCCUGUUAACCAGCGACCAGGCAUGCUGCCUGUGCCAUCUCCCAUGUCUCAGCAGUAUGUUCAGCAACAACCUAUUUCAAGUCAACAUGUCACCUCAGUUCAGAAUCAAAUGCAUCAGCAAGGUCCUACUGUACAGCAACAGCUUCCUGUUCAGCCUCAGUUGCGCCCUCAGGGCCCACAUCAUUCAUUCCAGCAACAUUCUCAUGCGUAUCCACAGCAGCAGCAGAAUCUUGCCUUAUCUCAGGGUGCACAUCCUCACCCUUCUCAAAACUUUGUUGGGAGACCACUGGUGCCAACCAGUGGGGUGCAAUCUCAGCAAUAUCCAGAAUCAGCUGCCAGUAUGCAGGCUAAGCCUGCACAACUUGGUACUAGCCAACCAUCUCCAAGUCAGAAAAUUAUGCCAGGGACCACUACAGAGAAAAAUUUAGGUGCACGAGAGGUUGAUUUGUCCUCAUGGAGAGCUGCUAAUUUGGAUACAAAUAACUCAAAAAGGGAAUCUGGUAUUGGAGUUGAUGCAGGCAAAACAAAAACUCCAAUGUCUGAAACUGAUUUGAAGACUAUGGAUGAAAAAAUUUUUGUUGAUGUUGGAGAAAAAAGCAGUGGGAUUGAUCCUUCAAUGAAGGAGAAAAUGGAAUCUAAGAAGGUGUUGGGUUCAAACCUUGAAUCAAAUGCUCUAGAAACUGGGGAUCCUAUAACUAAGAAGACAGUUAAGGAAGAACCUACUGAGGACCAGAAAGAUGUUAUUGUUGAGCACAGGAAACUGCAGAGUUCCGUUUCAGAGGACAAGAGAGUUAGGGAUGGCCCUUUAAUGAAUAGUCCCCCAUUGCACGAGGGUGGAUAUGGUGAAGAACAGAGUGGAAAGUUACAGAAAGAUAAAAUCCUGCCUCAAGACCAGGGUGCUCCAAAACGCCCUGGGGCUGAUGAAUUCAGAGGUUUUCUUCAAGGUCAGGGCCAGCCUGUGGGCAAUCAGCAACAUUCUCAUUCAGUUCCAACUGCUGAUCAGGGAAGGAACCAACCUCCACUACGCCAAUAUACAGUGAAUAGCCCCCAACAAAGGCCUAUUUUACCUGGAAUGCUGCAAGGACCUCUGGCAGGGCCACCUCUACAUGCACAAACGCAAGGACUUCUUCCUGGUCAGUUGAGGCCACAGGGUCCUGGACAUGCAGCAUUUCCAGGGCCCCCUGAAAACUUGCCACCUGGUUUGGUUGGAAGGGGACCAAGUUACGGCUCUCAAGGACCUGCUUUUGACUCUUAUGGCACAUCACCAUAUGGCCCUGAAAGUCAGUUUGGUCAGCAUUAUAUGGAUGGCAGACGACCUGAUUCUUCAAUGCUCUCGAAGAGUACGAUGAAAAUGAAUGGGCCCCCUGGCCUUGAUUCCACACCAGGAUUUGGGUUUCGUGAUGAAAGGUUAAAGCCUGUGCCAGAUGAGCGAUCAAAUCCAUUUCCUUUGGAUCCUGCCCUUCGUUUUGGUGAUGGAGGACGGUUUGAAGAUGUUAAGCAUUUUCCUAGGUCUUCACAUUUUGAUGCUGAUUCUGUUACAAAAUUUGGGAGCUACUUUUCCUCAUCAAAGCCCCUUGAUAGGGGUCAUCAUGGUUUUGGCAUGGAUGUAGGACCAGGGCCUCGUGAGAAAGGACUGCAUGGACUGCCCUAUGAUCCUGCUGUUGGAUCUGGCCCUUCACGAUUCUUACCUCCCUACCAUCCUGGGGGUAGAUUGCAUCCUGAUGAAGCAGGAGAAAGGUCAGUUGGUUUUCAUGAAGACACUCUUGGUAGACUAGAUUUUCAUGGACCAGUUCCUGGGUAUGGUCAACGUCAUAUGGACGGUUUUGCUUCUAGAAGUCCGGGUAGAGAAUAUCUUGGCAUACACACACGUGAAUUUAGAAGCUUUCAUGGUGAUGAUAUUGAUGGUAGGGAAAGCCGUUUCAAUGAUAGGUUUCCAGGUUUGGGGAGCCAUUCACACAAUGGUGAUAAUCUGCCCAUUGCUGAGCAUUUAAGGAGUGGUGAUUUGAUUGGUCAAGAUAUUGUGCCGAGUCACUUAAGGAGGGGAGAACAUUUGGGUCCACGUAAUUUGCCUGGUCAUUUGCGGUUUGGUGAACCAGUCGGUCUUGGUCCCUUUUCUGGCCAUGAAAGGAUAGGAGAAUUUGGUGGGCCUGGUAAUUUCCGUCUUCCACGACUUGGUGAGCCUGGAUUUAGGAGUAGCUUUUCCCUUCAAGGACUUCCUACCGAUGGUGGGAGCUAUGCAGAUGAUAUGGUUCCCUUUGAUAGACGGAGGAAACCAGCUAGCGUAGGAUGGUGCCGCAUCUGUAAAGUAGAUUGUGAAACGGUAGAAGGCUUGGACAUGCACUCACAAUCUAGAGAGCACCAGAAGAAUGCUAUGGAUAUGGUUGCAACCAUCAAGCAGAAUGCAAAGAAACAAAAAAUAACUACCAGUGAUCGUUCUGUACACAAAGAGGCAAGCAAGUUAAGGAAUACCAAAUUUGAAGGCCGUGGGACUAAGCAUUGAGUUAGAGCGUUGUGCCUUGACUUGGAUUUUGCUCUUUCCUCGUUACUUGGGGUUGAAUUUAUUCCGUCGGAAUUUUGCACUUAGUGAUGAUGUAGGUGAUUCUCUUCCGUGCCUUUUUUCCUACCUUGGGUGGUUUAUGCCAGUCCUGUCAUUUCAGGUUGCUGCAAUGUUAAUGGAGAUGGUUAUGGAACUGAGGUUCAAUUGCAACAGCAUAGUGGCUGAAAGUUAAGCAGAAAGGUUUACUCGGUCAUCUUUUAUAUAUGUGGUAAGGUUGAGUUUCAGUGUAUUGAUUUUGGCAGAGGUAUAUUUUUGCUUUCAGAAUUGAUUUUUAUUUUAAUGGUUAAAGUAUAGGGGCUAUGUCUGAUACUUUGUCUGCACACCAAAUUGGUUUUUCUUUAUAUAUUCUAAAAGAAAUUUGAACAAUUUUGGGGGCAAGGGCAAAGGAUCAAUUGCAAGAAUUUAUGGUUAUCAUAUGGUUUUAUAUGAGUUUAAAGGCUGGCCAAAAAAGAAGGGAGGGAUGC